Molecule: messenger RNA, 393 nt
Organism: Colletotrichum costaricense
Lineage: Eukaryota; Fungi; Ascomycota; Sordariomycetes; Glomerellales; Glomerellaceae
Exons: 2
Coding region: 1-393 (130 amino acids)
Source: RefSeq, a predicted model, not a curated record
AUGGAGAUGGAGGAUCGUGAAUCGGCAGGUACCGACUAUGUCUUGGCGAUGCUGGGCGCGCUCCUUCUGGCAGCCUGGUUUCUCCCAUUGGAUGCCUCGAAUCGUCUUGGCCAAGGUCUGAAAUACACGACAGGCAUAUCGGGAGCACCCCAUGAAUUGCUAGAUGACGGCGAGUUUCUCUCGGCUCCUCCAAAGGGUCAAAACACUACGCUGACGCAUUCGCCCGGGCGAAUCUCCAGGGACUCUUCAGUGAGAAGAGCUGCCAAUGAGGGCCAUUCCAGCAAUAAGGCAUUUGCCCUCGAACUAGAUCCAGGCGCACCAACCAUGGAGCGGUAUAUCUCCAAGCCUGGAGCUACUGCAACGCCCGCUCCUCAAGCCACCAUUUGGCCCUAG